AUGCUAGAUACGGGUGUUCUACUUGUAUUAUGUUGGGUUUUGGCCAUAUUAGCGCCACAUGGGUCACAUAUAGCUGCACAAUCUGAUUGGUCCAACAACGAAGUCGCCUGCGGAAUCGGUCAGUUUGCAUGCGAUGGCCGUUGUGUUCCAUUAAAAUGGAAGUGUGAUGGGGAACAAGACUGCGCGGAUGGCUCGGACGAGUUGUCCUUUUGUGCGCGAUGCGGUUCGGACGAGUUUCGCUGUCAGUCUGGACGAUGCCUUCCGAAACGAUAUCUUUGUGAUGGUACUGCUGAUUGUGGAAGUAAUGGUAUUGAUGAUGAUUCUGAUGAGGAUCCGAUAGUGUAUUUGCAGGUCUACAAAAAGCUGCCUGCCCACCAAAUUUCUAUUCAUGUCGUCAUGAGACCAAAUGUAUACAUUUGUCACAAUUUUGUAAUGGUAUAG
Cylicostephanus goldi is the source of this 441-nucleotide messenger RNA. Lineage: Eukaryota; Metazoa; Nematoda; Chromadorea; Rhabditida; Strongylidae. The record is from the annotation of a GenBank genome assembly.